AUGAAGAUCAUAUACCUUCUUGGUUUUAGUUGCAUGUUUUACCUGUCAUUAGCAGUUGACAUCGAAAAAGUGGCAGUACUGGAACCACUAGAUGAUGCAGAUAGCAUGCAAACUUAUAUAGUAUUGAUUGAAAGGCCAACCAGCAAUUUCGGUCCACAAUCUGAUCAUGAAGACUUAGAGAGAUGGUACCAGUCAUUUUUGCCCCAAACUAUUGUAAACUCAAACCAGCUCGUGAAGCCACGAAUGAUUUAUGCAUACCACAAUGUGGUCACAGGAUUUGCAGCAAAGCUGACAGCGGAGGAAGUUGAAGAAAUGGAGAAGAAAGAUGGGUUUAUCACAGCUCAUCCAGAACGUAAUCUGCAAUUGCACACAACUCAUAGUCCUAACUUCUUGGGGCUGCAGCAAGGAGUGGGACUUUGGAAAGGGUCUAACUAUGGUGAAGGAGUCAUUAUUGGAGUUUUGGAUACUGGAAUAACACCAGGUCAUCCCUCAUUUAGCGACAAAGGAGUGCCACCUCCUCCAGCUAAAUGGAAAGGCAAGUGUGAUUUCAAUGCCACAUUCUGCAACAACAAGCUUAUUGGUGCCAGAAGUUUCCAGGGUGGGAAAACUACCGGUGCUCCACCAGUUGACAUUAUAGGCCAUGGAACCCACACGUCGAGCACAGCUGCAGGAAACUUUGUGAAAGGCGCCAGCGUGUUUGGAAUGGCAAAUGGAACAGCCUCUGGCAUGGCACCUUAUGCUCACUUGGCAAUGUACCAAGUCUGUAAUGAACAAGGUUGUGAUGAAAGUGACAUUCUAGCUGCUAUGGACACUGCUGUUGAUGAUGGCGUGGAUGUGCUAUCCAUCUCACUUGGUGGUGGCUCAGCUACUUUCUAUUGGGAUUAUAUUGCAAUCGGUUCAUAUGGGGCGAUUCAGAACGGAAUUUUUGUCAGCUGUUCGGCUGGAAAUGAUGGACCUGACUACUCUAGUGUAACAAAUGAGGCCCCAUGGAUUCUGACAGUUGGAGCAAGCUCCAUUGACAGACACAUAAUAGCAACAGCAAAACUUGGAAAUGGGGAAGAGUAUGACGGGGAGUCAGUAUUCCAGCCUAAAGAUUUCGAUUCAAAACUGUAUCCUCUUGUUUAUGCAGGUCCACAUAGCAAAGAUUCAACAGCAUUUUGUGAUGUAGGGUCCCUUACAGAUGUUGAAGGGAAAGUUGUGGUGUGUGAAGUAGGAGGAGAUAUUGCAAGAAUUGCAAAGGGGAUAGAAGUAAAAAGAGCUGGCGGUGUUGCCAUGAUUCUUGUCAACCAAGACUUUGGUGGCUAUACCACCAUAGCAGACGCUCAUGUGCUUCCAGCAACACAUGUGAGUUACGCUGCAGGGGUGAGCAUCAAAACCUAUAUAAACUCAACCUCAACACCUACAGCGACAAUCUUGUUCAAAGGCACUGUCAUUGGUGAUCAGCUUGCUCCAAAAGUCUCUUUCUUUUCAUCAAGAGGACCAAGCAUGGCAACCCCUGGAAUCUUGAAACCUGACAUUAUUGGUCCCGGUGUGAGCAUCCUAGCUGCAUGGCCUUUCUUGGUGGACAAUUCGACACAAUCUAAGGCCACAUUUGACAUUAUUUCCGGUACAUCAAUGUCAUGUCCUCACCUAAGUGGCAUUGCAGCCUUGCUCAAGAGCUCACACCCUGACUGGUCACCAGCUGCUAUCAAGUCUGCCAUAAUGACAACCGCUGAAGUAGACAACCUCGCAGGCUCCCCAAUAGUGGAUGAAACACUUUAUGCAGCAAACCUCUUUGCAAUCGGUGCAGGUCAUGUUAACCCUUCAAAAGCAAAUGACCCUGGGCUCAUCUACGACACACAACCAGAGGACUACAUUCCUUACUUUUGUGGUUUGAACUACACAGACCAACAGAUACAGAUAAUCACACAACAAAAAGUGAAGUGCUCUGAAGUAGGGGCCAUACCAGAAGCACAACUAAAUUAUCCCACAUUUUCUCUCUUUAUAGAUCCUGCUGGGAAGCCUCAGAAUUACACAAGAACAGUGACGAAUGUUGGCCCUGCUAAAUCAACUUAUGAGUUAGCUGUUGUAAGUCCACAUAAGAUGGACAUCCGUGUGCAACCUGAGAAGCUCACAUUCACAGAGGUUGGUCAGAAAAUGACGUACCAUGUUGUGUUUACUGCACAAAAUGGUGCUGGAAAGGAUGGUAUAACAAUGUCUCAGGGAUAUCUAAGCUGGGUCUCUGAUCAGCAUGCUGUUAGAAGCCAAAUAUCAGUGGUCUUUGACACAUAG
This is a messenger RNA of Fragaria vesca subsp. vesca, 2271 nucleotides long. Its product is annotated as subtilisin-like protease-like. Gene Ontology annotation, biological process: proteolysis. Lineage: Eukaryota; Viridiplantae; Streptophyta; Magnoliopsida; Rosales; Rosaceae. Bases 1 to 2271 code for a protein of 756 amino acids. The record is from RefSeq and is a predicted model, not a curated record. The transcript has a single exon. Gene Ontology annotation, molecular function: serine-type endopeptidase activity.